Messenger RNA from Purpureocillium takamizusanense, 420 nucleotides. RefSeq lists its product as uncharacterized. The record is from RefSeq and is a predicted model, not a curated record. Bases 1 to 420 code for a protein of 139 amino acids. The transcript has 2 exons. NCBI's taxonomy places the organism in Eukaryota, Fungi, Ascomycota, Sordariomycetes, Hypocreales, Ophiocordycipitaceae.
AUGGCCUGCGUGGACGACGCUCACCUGUCAGUGCGAUUCAAGCAUGGCAUCCACACCAUCUACCUCUUCGUCGACGCCCUUGCGCCCAUGUCAAACGUGACACAGCUGCUGCUUGAGGUGCUGCAGGAGCGGUAUCCCUCUGGCCUGACCACGUCCCUCGCGCCCCCGAAGCAGACGUCGGUGCCCGUCGAUGCGAGGCUGGCAUACGCCGUGCUCACUGUGCCAAACGACCCGACCUCGGGAUGGAAGCGUCUAAAGGUCGGCAGCGACGAAGAGUUCACGCCGACCAAGUGCGGCCUUGCGGACAACUCUGUUGUUGCAUUCGCAGUUCUUGGUGCCGAUCAGGACGACGACGACGACGUGCAGUUUGAAGUGGAGUGGCCACGCGUCGACGAUGAGCUCUACGAAGAGGGCGGCUGA